Messenger RNA from Dacryopinax primogenitus, 354 nucleotides. RefSeq names its product ubiquinol-cytochrome c reductase complex 7.3 kda protein. Gene Ontology annotation, biological process: mitochondrial electron transport, ubiquinol to cytochrome c. Lineage: Eukaryota; Fungi; Basidiomycota; Dacrymycetes; Dacrymycetales; Dacrymycetaceae. The coding region runs from base 11 to 208 and encodes 65 amino acids. The record is from RefSeq and is a predicted model, not a curated record. The transcript has 3 exons.
GCAGACAAUCAUGCCUGGUCUCGCCGACACCCUAUACAACACCAUCUUCAGGCGCAACUCCGUCUUCGUCGCCAGCAUCUUCAUAGGCGCAUUCGGCUUCGGCCUCGCAUUCGACACCGCCUCAAACAGGUUCUGGGACUAUCAUAACCGCGGUAAACAAUGGAAGGAUAUUCGGGACAAGUAUGCCACUCCUGCUGAGGGAGAGUGAGCCUUCCGUGUCACCCUGCGAUGGUAGGAAGAGGGCGGCUGAGGCUUGUCAAAGAAGGGAAGAGGGCAUAGAAAACGCGUACUAUACCGUGCACGGAGCACCGUCGCUCCAAAACCGAAAUGGCAUAAUCCUUUGCCCAUCCUUUG